Messenger RNA from Drosophila gunungcola (fruit fly), 2051 nucleotides. RefSeq names its product cytosol aminopeptidase. The coding region runs from base 282 to 1850 and encodes 522 amino acids. Gene Ontology annotation, molecular function: metalloaminopeptidase activity; manganese ion binding. NCBI's taxonomy places the organism in Eukaryota, Metazoa, Arthropoda, Insecta, Diptera, Drosophilidae. Gene Ontology annotation, biological process: proteolysis. The transcript has a single exon. The record is from RefSeq and is a predicted model, not a curated record. Gene Ontology annotation, cellular component: cytoplasm.
ACCCCAACGAAACCUCAGUUUAAGCAUUACUCUGAAUGUGUUGUGUGCCUAGUCCGGUUUUGGAAAACAUAGAAAAAAACAUAAUUUUUUUCAUCAAAAUUAUUUGUUGUUUUUCGUGUCCCGUGUUUCAUGUUCGUGAAUUGUCAUAUAGCUGUUUUAAACAAUCGAUUCCGAAUACACCAAUAACGAAAGACAAAAAAACAAAUAUUUUCAUUUUGUGCACGCAAAAUUUGCAGUCGUAACUAAAUUGGUCGGAGCAGGCAGAUAGAUAACAAAGUAAUAUGAACAAGCUGCGAAAUGUUGUGAAGACCGUUGUGCAGAGUCGCCUGCCGCAUGUGAUCCAAGUCCGAAAUGCCUGCGGCGGGGAACAGAAGGUGUCGAAGGGUCUGGUGAUUGGAUUGUAUCAGAAGGAGGGCGACAGGGAUCCCAAGCUAACGCCAGCUGGCGAAAAGGUCAACGAUCGUCUGCAAGGAAAGUUAACGGAGCUGAUUUGUGAGACCAAGAUCACGGGUCGCUUGGGCAGGGGCAAGGUGUUCAACAACAUUGAUCCGGAGUUUCGCAGUCUGGCCGUGGUUGGCGCCGGCCUCGAGGGCAUCGGCUUCAACGAACUGGAAAUGCUCGACGAGGGUAUGGAGAAUGUGCGCGUGGCCGCCGGAAUCGGGGCUCGAUCUCUGCAGGAGAUCGGCUGUUCGGAGGUCUUCGUCGAUGGCAUGGACUAUGCCGAACAGGCGGCCGAGGGUGCCGUGCUGGCCAUUUGGCGGUAUUGCGACCCGAACUCCAAGAGGAAACCCCCUCACAUUCCCAAGCUGGAGCUGUUCGAAUCCCCCGACUACGAUAGUUGGACCCGGGGAGUCUUCAAGGCGGAGGCCCAGAAUUUGGCCCGCCGGAUGUGCGAUACACCUGCGUGCUGUAUGACGCCCACUCUGUUCGCCCAGGCCACCGUGGACGCUCUGUGUCCUUGUGGCAUCACCGUGGAGAUCCGCACCAUGGAGUGGAUUGAACAGCAGCGAUUGCACUCAUUCCUGAUGAUCGCCAAGGGCAGCUGUGAGCCGCCAGUCCUGAUGGAGAUCACCUACUGCGGCACCAAUCCGGAGGACAAGCCGAUUUUGUUCCUGGGCAAGGGCAUUACCUUCAAUUCGGGCGCCAUAAAUCUGAGGGAAUGCAAGGGAAUGGAUGAGUACCGGGCGUGCAUGUCGGGAGCAGCAUCUUGUGUGGCCAUGAUGCGAUGCUGUGCGGCGCUAUCCUUGCCCAUCAAUGUCUGUUGCAUCAUCCCGUUGUGCGAGAAUAUGCCCUCGGGAAUGGCCUGCAAGCCGGGCGAUGUGGUCACCCUAAUGAAUCACAAAUCCCUGGCUGUCAGAGAUCUGGACAAGGCUGGUGUGGUGGUAAUGGCGGAUCCUAUGCUCUACGGACAGUCCACGUACAAGCCCCGCCUGGUGGUGGAUGUGGCCACCUUGGGUGAGGGCGUGAAGAAGGCUUUUGGCGGCGGUGCCACUGGAAUAUUCUCCAAUUCCCACUACAUCUGGAAGCAGUUCCAAUCCGCGGGCGCCCUAACUGGCGAUCGGGUGUGGCGUAUGCCACUAUGGAACUAUUAUAAGAAACAGAUCACCGAUGAAAAGGGCUACGACAUCAGCAACGAUGGCCGAGGAUUGGCGAGUUCCUGUUUGGCGGCUGCCGUUCUCCACGAACUGGUUCCCUGCGUGGAUUGGGCUCAUCUGGACACCCGGGGCACUGGCAUGCUGACAAAGUACGGCCUGAUACCAUAUCUGACCAGUAAAUACAUGACGGGUCGGCCCACUCGCACCCUGGUACAGUUCCUCUACCAAAUGGCCUGUCCCGCCAACCAAAAGUGAAGUCGAAUUUAGGAUGCAGUCGGCAGAAACCGACCGGAAUUGAAUCGAAUCAAAAUGCAGUGCAAUUGAACGCACUGCAGACAAUUUUACUGGAUAUAUGUAUCAAACGAGUCCUUGUAGAGUGGCGUAUUUUCAGCGAUUUCUGUGAAAUGUCCGAAGUUGUACAAAAUUUUAUGUUGGGAGUGGAGUUUUAUUUUUUUU